This is a messenger RNA of Dendronephthya gigantea, 2400 nucleotides long. RefSeq lists its product as uncharacterized. Gene Ontology annotation, molecular function: protein binding. Lineage: Eukaryota; Metazoa; Cnidaria; Anthozoa; Malacalcyonacea; Nephtheidae. The transcript has a single exon. The record is from RefSeq and is a predicted model, not a curated record. Bases 12 to 2153 code for a protein of 713 amino acids.
UCUUGCAUGCGAUGAACAUGUUUGAAUCAAAACAUACGAGGAAUAAACGACUUUUUACAAAGAGAUCUAAGAUGUUUGGCGCUAAAGAGGGCCAUACGAUAUUCUGCGAGGAAGACUGUGCUUUUACGCAUCAUGAGAUGCUGCUUUCGCUCGUUUUAAGCAAGAGAAACGACCCGAAGACGUUCGACCGGUUUAAAGAAUGCGUCCGAAAGGAACUAGCGUCCGGAUGGAACAGAGACAGCGACAUCGCGGACAACGCAAAGUAUUUUCGGUUCCCUCUUGUCCACUGGGCGGCCGUAUAUGGAAAACUAUUCGCGUUGCAAUGGUUGAUCGAUCAGGAUUUCGACGUUGAAGUGACUAACAAGCAAGGAGAGACUGCCUUACAUAGACUAGUGGCUUGUCAGGCCCACGAACGGGCUGUGGACCCCAGAAUUGGGCGUGGUCGGAGGUACUCCUUGGGUAAUAUCAUCCAAGUUUUUUCUAAGGUUCUUAAUAUCUUCACAAGCAAAUGCCCACAGUUGCUUUUACGCUACGACUAUGUUCAGCGGGACAGCCCUUUCUCACUUUGUCUUAAACUGUUGCUGGAGAACAUUGAUACAUGUCCCAGGUUGGUGCAGUACCACCAAACACUGUUCAAGAUUCUCUGUGAGCGAUUGGUCGCUUUAUCGAAGCAACAGAAGUUAUGCAGGGAGUUCAUACACAAUGGUUUUUCCCUCAAGGAUUGCCAAGGACAAACCAUUUGGCAUCUAGCUGCCAGUUGCAGGAACGAGACAGUUACUUCUGGUUUGAAUUUGGUUUUAAAUGCGAUAGAGGGAUUUGAUCUAACUCUUUCUAAUAACAACUACGAGACGCCGAUUCUGGUCGCUUUGAAAAGCGGCAACCAGGAGUUUGCGGCAAUGAUCGAGGCGUAUAAAUAUUCAAAUUGUGAGGUACCCGUUGUUAAAAUGGAGAUGUUCUCUGACUCAGAGAAGGAUGAGUGUUGUUGUGAGCAUCACAAUAAUGCAUUUCGGAGUAAAGUGGAACAGCCAAGUUGUGGCAAGUUUCAACAAGGGACCAGUUGUUGUAAUGGUUCGUGUGUUAAUUCCAGUAAUAACAACACAUCUUUGGAGCAAAGUGCUUCUCUGAUACCAGAUGAUCAGUCCUUCACGGAAAAUCUUGGAAGUGCGCCAAUUGUUGAACAAGAAAAAGUGGUUCUGACGAACCCUGAUAAUGGCGAUGAUCCGCUACAUCUGAAUGAUGCUCAAAGCCAAUCUAGCGAUGACAUUGCAUCGUUAAGCACCAAUCAGGAGAGUGCUAGUUGUGAUAACGACUUGUUAAAUGAAACCUGUGACCAGGAGGAGAUUGUAAUCGAGAAACAAAUUGACCUUUGUCUAAGCCUUAGUCAAUCCAUGGAGAGUUCUGAUUCCACAACCACAGAAGAUCAUGCAAGCAAUGAUCUAUCAGCAGAAUCUGAUCAGGUUCCAAGACCAGAUACAUUAGUCGAGAGUAAUCCACCCAGAUUGAACAUACUUGCUGAGGCUUUACGACAAGCAGAUGUCAGUGACAAUGAAGUAUUUGUAGAAAGAUUUGAUCCUGAAAGCGUAAAUCAAAAUAUAGAUCUACCAACUCCACCUGAUAGCAGCACCAGCCCAGAGCAAGGUGAACAAACUCCACAAACACCCCUUGAUGAACCACCAAAAACACCUCCACCAAAGGAAACUGCGGCUUGUAGGGGAAUCAGCGUUACUCCUGUGUUACUCAUAAAGUUGCUAUCAGAGCCAGAUGUUUCAGAAAAGUUCCAAAGCCUUCUCAAAGAUGUUAUAACUGGGGACACGGCAAAAGUGGAUUCAACUCAAACAACAAUGCAAGGUUUGAGAGACUCAAAGGUAAAGUUAGAUCUUGAGAUAAGUUCUUCGAAAGCCUUCAUCGAGAACAUACGAUCUAAGACGAAGCAGUUACUAGAGGAGAUUCAAAAGCUACAGGAGGAAGUUUGCAAACUACAGAGUUCUGAAGAAGCGAUAAAAAUUAAACUGUUAGAACUCAAUGAUGAGCAAAUUAAGGUGACGAAAAAGAUUGAGGAAUGCGAGUCUACGUGCAGUCAUUUAAAAAGACGACUUUCCGACUGUACAGGAGCACUUGUUGGCUUGUCACCCAAGUCGCAAAAGAGAUGCUGAGAUGAAUUUGAAGCUACCGCAUGUGCACUUACAGUUGUUUUUUAAGGAUUUCAGUUGCUUUAAAUAUAUCAGAGAACAAACUCAAACACAUAAAAGUUUUUACACAAGGUUUUAUUUUUUCAUUAGCAUAGUUCUUAUGUAAUGAAACCUCUCAGUUAAAUUUCCCAGAACAAAUAUAUAUGUGAAUAAACUAGAUCAUUGAAAUGGGAAUUUUUCAUGAUGGUGACCUGCCUUUGAAAAGUUGUAG